Molecule: messenger RNA, 981 nt
Organism: Lymnaea stagnalis (great pond snail)
Lineage: Eukaryota; Metazoa; Mollusca; Gastropoda; Lymnaeidae
Source: the annotation of a GenBank genome assembly
GAUGCCUUUAAGUACCUGAGCCAGCUACGAUCCCUCAACAUCAGCGACUGCAAAAUAAAAGGUUCACAUUUUUCAAAGAAUCUUCUCGCACCUCUGACGAAACUUUUUGCCCUUGACAUUUCCUUUAAUCCCAUAAAUGCCAUGCGCUGCCUCGAGGAGGCUUUAACUGGCAUCAGUAACUCAAGCCUCUCAGUUCUUGUGCUCAACGAUGUCUUCUCACGUUACCAAAAAGCUGUGACUGUGACGAAACAGGUCGUUGACAAACUGCCAAGGAAGCUUCUUUAUCUUGAAGCCAGAGAAAACUGCAUAGAAACCUUUGACCCGGAUGUCAUAGAAAUACUUCCCAAGACCCUGAAAUACAUCGAUGUGGGUAACAACAAAUUCAUCUACGGGAAGUACUUUCUAAACCUGACGGCGUUGGAAAAUUUGGAAACACUAAUGUUGAACGGCGGGGGGUUCCUUCACUCAUUUCCCUCGGCUUUCUUGCCUCGUUCUUGACGAUCUCGACUGGGGAUGUUCCCGCAGCUGGUAGGCGGCAAGACAAACAAAGAAAAUCCAUUAGUGUUCAAACUCCCACCCAAGUUACAAUACUUGGAUAUAAGCAUCUCAGGGUUAGAAUACGCCAUAUUUAGAAUCGAACUGAGUCACAACAAUUCUUUGAGAUAUUUAAAUAUGGGAUCCAACUACUUUCCCGUUUUUCACGACCCCUUCAUCGGAUUUGAAAAUCUUAUUUACAUGGAUUUAAGUAAGGCAUCGAUUGAAUAUUUUGGGGAACAUUUCUUCUCGGGCUUCAAAUCGCUGAAGCAUCUGAGACUGGCCUCGAACAACCUGGGGAAAUGGUUGGACAAGGAGAACAGAAAACCGUUCAGUUGCCUCAAAAACCUCACCACGCUUGACCUGUCCAACACUCAAAUAAUUCACUUUGGCUCCGAUGUUUUUAAUGGACUCAGCAACGUUGAGGUGCUGUUGCUGGACAUGAAC